Molecule: messenger RNA, 2665 nt
Organism: Lutra lutra (Eurasian river otter)
Lineage: Eukaryota; Metazoa; Chordata; Mammalia; Carnivora; Mustelidae
Gene: PNMA1
Product: PNMA family member 1
Exons: 1
Coding region: 806-1867 (353 amino acids)
Source: RefSeq, a predicted model, not a curated record
CUGCGGGUCGGACGACCUGGUGGCCGAGCUGCGCCACACCGCCGCAGCCGGUUGCAACCGGCGCAGGGCUGCCCCUGCCCGCCCCUGCCUCCGCCGCCUGCAGUGUCGUUUCCCCGGCCUUCUGGCGAGUCCUGUCCCUGGCCUGUGUCCUCCGUCCUCAGACGCCCUCGCCGCCUGGAGCCAUUACCGCGUCUGCAAGGAAGCCGCUUGCGGGCUGGCCUUGCCGCCGCCGCCGCCGCCGAGACCUCAGAACUGUCUAUUCCUUCGGGGACGACACAGCCUUCGUCUGCAAAGCAGCCGCUCUUCCGCCUGAAGGCCGACCUCCGACCGCGAACGCCGCUGGAUCGUCUCCCGGGAGGUGCAGCGGGUGCCCCGCGUCCCGGCUGCAGGGAGAAGGCGGCCACGCCCCGCGGCCACACCCCGGGUCCCCUCCAGCCCCGCGGUUCCAGCCUUGGCCACCCGCCCUCGCUCCUCGCCUUCUUCGCCGCGACGCGACCCCCUGCCUGCGCGUGGAGACCCCGGCUGCGGACCCCGACCGGAGACGCAAGGUGGCGGCGGACGCGUGACCGACUGCCUCAGCCUCCCCGAGGCUUCGCUCCGAGAACGAGCCGACGGACUGACUUGGGGGGCGGGCAGCGAAGGGACAAGAGCAGGAGUCUGGUGUCAUUUGUUAAUUGUGAUCGCGUGAAGCUUGCCUCCCUCGGGCAUAUUGGGGCGAGUGUUGGCAGCUGUUCUGAGUCCUAGAGCACAGGCAGACACAGCCUAAUCCGUAUUUAUAGAAUUGGGGCCCGUGAGAGUUGGGAAAAUGGCGAUGACACUGUUGGAGGACUGGUGCAGGGGGAUGGAUGUGAACUCCCAGAGAGCCCUGCUGGUCUGGGGGAUCCCAGUGAACUGUGAUGAGGCUGAAAUCGAAGAGACCCUCCAGGCUGCGAUGCCCCAGGUGCCCUAUCGAGUGCUUGGGAGAAUGUUUUGGAGGGAAGAGAAUGCGAAAGCAGCCUUGUUAGAGCUCACUGGCGCUGUCGAUUACGCCGCGAUCCCCAGGGAGAUGCCGGGGAAAGGAGGGGUCUGGAAAGUGGUCUUUAAACCCCCGACUUCCGAUGCUGAGUUUUUAGAAAGGUUGCACCUCUUCCUAGCGAGAGAGGGGUGGACCGUGCAAGAUGUUGCCCGCGUCCUUGGCUUUCAGAACCCCGCUCCGGCCCCAGGCCCAGAUAUGCCAGCAGAGAUGCUAAACUAUAUUUUGGAUAACGUUAUUCAGCCUCUUGUUGAGUCCAUAUGGUACAAGAAGCUGACGCUGUUCUCGGGGAGGGACAUCCCGGGGCCUGGGGAGGAGACCUUUGAUCCCUGGCUGGAACACACUCAUGAGGUCUUAGAGGAGUGGCAGGUGUCUGAUUUAGAAAAGAGGCGGCGACUGAUGGAGAGUCUUAGAGGCCCUGCCGCUGAUGUCAUCCGCAUCCUCAAGACCAACAACCCUUCCAUAACCACUGCCGAAUGCCUGAAGGCGCUCGAGCAGGUGUUUGGCAGCGUGGAGAGCUCUAGGGACGCGCAGGUCAGAUUUCUGAACACUUACCAGAACCCGGGAGAGAAGUUGUCUGCCUAUGUCAUUCGUCUGGAGCCUCUUCUGCAGAAGGUGGUGGAGAAGGGGGCCAUAGAUAAAGAUAACGUGAACCAGGCCCGCCUGGAGCAGGUCAUUGCAGGCGCCAACCACAGCGGGGCCAUCCGAAGGCAGCUGUGGCUGACGGGGGCUGGGGAAGGGCCUGCCCCCAACCUCUUCCAGCUGCUGGUGCAGAUCCGGGAGGAGGAGGCCAAGGAGGAGGAGGAGGAGGCUGAGGUCGCCCUCCUGCAGUUAGGCCUGGAGGGGCACUUCUGAGGCCCAGGAGUGGGGCUGUAGUGCAGAUGUAGAUCACAGCCGAUUUCCUUGUCUCUGUGCUGUCUUACAGGUGUGUCUCUUAGUUGUAAAGACUUCGCCAUGUUCUCUUGUUUUGGGGGGGGGCGGGGGGAGUCAGGCCUGGGUAUUCGUGUAACAUUAGUACCGCCUCGCCAGUGAGCACCCCUCGCUGCUCCAACGGAGUGGUACUGGCUGCAGUGCGAGUACAGACCUGUCCGCAGGUGCUCAGUGCAAGCUGUCCUUGUGGCAAACUUCAGUUGUAAAAAAACAUGUGAAUUCGUGACACUUCCCAUUGAGGCAAUUAAAUGUGAAAUUGCAUGUUCAGAUGUUCAGCGCAGGGCCUGGCAAACACGAGAAGUGUUCAGUAAAUACAGGAGCUGUUGUUAACUAAUACCGUGAGUAGUUUUUUGUGUUUACAGUAAAUUGCUCCUCAUUUACAUUAAUGGAAAGAAAUGUGACUUAAUUAGAUGCUAUUUAGUUAUUCAAACAAAGCGAAUUUCUUUUCAUCUUGAAACAUCUGGAUCAGUUUAAUUGAAGAGUAUUCUGAGACUAUGGAAUGGGGUGUUAGAAAAAUAUUGCAGUUCUAGAAUUAUGUAAAUCAGUUUUUCUCUGUACAAGAUACAGAUAUAAAUUGCAUGGGGAGGCUAAUAAGAACCGGUUACAGUAUCUGUUCCCCCAUUUCAAAUAUUUGUCAUUGAAUAGUAGUUCUUGUUCAUGCUAAGUGUUCUAAAUUCGAAGUUAUCAAAAUACAUGUAAAUGAAUAAAAGAAUUUAAAAAAUU